Messenger RNA from Hibiscus syriacus, 3050 nucleotides. RefSeq names its product plasma membrane ATPase 4-like. Gene Ontology annotation, molecular function: ATP binding; P-type proton-exporting transporter activity; ATP hydrolysis activity. Lineage: Eukaryota; Viridiplantae; Streptophyta; Magnoliopsida; Malvales; Malvaceae. The record is from RefSeq and is a predicted model, not a curated record. The transcript has 15 exons. The coding region runs from base 36 to 2969 and encodes 977 amino acids. Gene Ontology annotation, biological process: regulation of intracellular pH; proton export across plasma membrane. Gene Ontology annotation, cellular component: plasma membrane.
CUUCUGGCUACUGCUCCCUCUAAUAAGCUUGGAAGAUGGGCAUCAGCCUCGAGGAGAUCAAAAACGAGACCGUUGAUCUGGAACGGAUUCCUAUUGAGGAAGUUUUCGAGCAGUUGAAAUGUACAAGAGAAGGGUUGACUACCGAGGAAGGCAACAAUCGCCUUCAAGUUUUUGGACCAAACAAACUAGAAGAGAAAAAGGAGAGCAAAGUGCUCAAGUUCUUGGGUUUUAUGUGGAACCCUUUGUCAUGGGUCAUGGAAGCUGCUGCUAUAAUGGCCAUUGCCCUGGCAAAUGGUGAUGGAAGGCCUCCGGACUGGCAGGACUUCGUUGGUAUCAUUGUCCUGUUGGUGAUCAACUCCACCAUUAGUUUUAUUGAAGAAAAUAAUGCUGGUAACGCUGCAGCUGCUCUCAUGGCUAAUCUUGCUCCAAAAACUAAGGUUCUUAGAGAUGGUCGAUGGAGCGAGCAAGAAGCAGCAAUUCUAGUUCCAGGGGACAUUAUCACUAUUAAAUUGGGAGACAUAGUUCCUGCGGAUGCUCGUCUUCUUGAGGGUGAUCCUUUGAAGAUUGAUCAAUCUGCUCUUACUGGGGAGUCUCUUCCUGUCACGAAGAAUCCAUCAGAUGAAGUGUUUUCUGGUUCAACGUGUAAACAGGGAGAAAUAGAAGCAGUUGUUAUUGCAACUGGUGUUCACACAUUCUUUGGUAAAGCUGCCCACCUAGUGGACAGCACCAAUCAAGUUGGACAUUUCCAGAAAGUGCUUACUGCCAUUGGUAAUUUCUGCAUCUGCUCAAUUGCAGUUGGAAUAGCCGUUGAGUUAAUAGUCAUGUACCCAAUACAGCACCGCAAGUACAGGGAUGGGAUUGACAAUUUACUGGUUCUCUUGAUUGGUGGAAUCCCAAUCGCUAUGCCAACUGUGUUGUCUGUCACCAUGGCUAUUGGUUCCCACAGGCUAUCUCAACAAGGGGCUAUCACAAAGAGAAUGACAGCCAUUGAAGAAAUGGCAGGAAUGGAUGUUCUUUGCAGUGAUAAGACUGGAACUCUGACUUUGAAUAAACUUACCGUUGAUAGAAACCUAAUUGAAGUAUUUGCAAAGGGAGUCGAAAGAGAGCAUGUUAUUCUUUAUGCUGCAAGGGCUUCAAGGACUGAAAAUCAGGAUGCUAUUGAUGCUGCAAUUGUAGGAAUGCUUGCAGAUCCAAAGGAGGCACGUGCUGGCAUUCGAGAGAUUCACUUCCUUCCAUUCAACCCUGUAGACAAGAGAACUGCACUAACCUACAUUGAUUCUGAUGGAAACUGGCAUCGUGCUAGCAAAGGUGCACCGGAGCAGAUUAUAACUCUUUGCAAUUGCAAAGAAGAUGUCAAGAGAAAGGUUCAUGCAGUUAUUGAUAAAUUUGCUGAACGUGGGCUUCGGUCUUUAGCUGUUGCAAGACAGGAAAUACCUGAGAAAACAAAAGAUAGUCCUGGGGCACCAUGGGAGUUUGUUGGUUUGUUGCCACUAUUUGAUCCUCCAAGGCAUGAUAGCGCUGAGACAAUCAGAAGAGCUCUUAACCUUGGAGUGAAUGUUAAGAUGAUUACCGGGGACCAGCUUGCAAUUGGCAAGGAAACCGGCAGGAGGCUUGGAAUGGGAACAAACAUGUAUCCUUCAUCUUCUUUGCUGGGCCAAGACAAGGACGCUUCCAUUGCUGCUCUCCCUAUAGAUGAAUUGAUUGAGAAGGCUGAUGGAUUUGCAGGAGUGUUUCCAGAACACAAAUAUGAAAUAGUUAAGAGGCUACAGGAGAGAAAACAUAUUUGUGGCAUGACAGGAGAUGGUGUGAAUGAUGCCCCUGCUUUAAAGAAGGCAGACAUCGGAAUUGCUGUUGCUGAUGCUACAGAUGCCGCUCGAAGUGCUUCAGACAUCGUACUGACUGAACCCGGGCUAAGUGUCAUUAUCAGUGCAGUGCUGACCAGCAGGGCUAUUUUCCAAAGGAUGAAGAACUACACUAUCUAUGCAGUUUCAAUCACCAUACGUAUUGUGUUUGGCUUCAUGUUUAUUGCCUUGAUAUGGAAGUUUGACUUUGCACCCUUCAUGGUUUUAAUUAUUGCCAUCCUGAACGACGGUACAAUCAUGACAAUUUCCAAGGACAGAGUGAAGCCAUCUCCAAUGCCAGACAGCUGGAAACUGAAGGAGAUUUUUGCUACUGGCAUUGUGCUUGGAGGUUACUUAGCGCUAAUGACUGUGAUAUUCUUCUGGGCAAUGAUAGACACCAAUUUCUUCUCAGUAAGAACCUCGUUUGCUAUGUAUCCUUUACGUAUUGUUUUGGUGAUAUUUCUUUUAAUUUUCCAUUUCCUCUUUUUUCAGGACACAUUUCACGUUAGGUCACUUAGGAAUAGUAAUGAAGAAAUGAUGGCAGCUUUAUACCUUCAAGUUAGUAUUGUGAGUCAGGCCCUCAUUUUCGUCACAAGGUCUCGCAGUUGGUCCUAUUUUGAACGUCCUGGACUUCUACUAGUCAGUGCUUUUAUGAUUGCUCAGCUGGUGGCUACUCUGAUAGCGGUGUAUGCAAAUUGGGGUUUCGCAAGGAUUAAAGGUAUGGGUUGGGGAUGGGCCGGUGUAAUCUGGCUAUACAGUGUGGUAACAUAUAUCCCAUUGGAUCUUCUCAAGUUUGCAAUACGUUAUGUUCUUAGUGGAAAAGCUUGGGAUAACCUUUUGGAGAACAGGAUUGCCUUCACUACGAAGAAAGAUUAUGGAAAAGAGGAGAGAGAAGCACAAUGGGCAGCUGCGCAGAGAACUCUGCAUGGCCUUCAACCACCUGAAACCUCAAGCAUUUUCCAUGAAAAGAGCAGUUACAGGGAACUUUCAGAAAUUGCGGAGCAGGCCAAGCGCAGGGCUGAGGUUGCAAGGCUGAGGGAGCUGAAUACACUGAAGGGACAUGUUGAAUCCGUUGUUAAGCUCAAGGGGCUUGAUAUCGAUACCAUUCAGCAGCAUUACACUGUUUAAAGAGUGACGAUGAACAAGGCCCUUUUCACCGCUAAUAUUAGUAUUAAUUAUUAUUUCCAGACUUGGGUCCAUUUUCCUUUU